This is a messenger RNA of Theobroma umbraticum, 880 nucleotides long. RefSeq lists its product as uncharacterized. Lineage: Eukaryota; Viridiplantae; Streptophyta; Magnoliopsida; Malvales; Malvaceae. The record is from RefSeq and is a predicted model, not a curated record.
UCUAAACACUCCUACAUUGUUUCAUAUACCUGUGAAAAAGCUUUCUAGUUUCUCAAACAAUCAAAUAGUUACUUCAACCCAAAAAAAUGGACAGGAGAGGUAUGGAGAAAGGACUUUCGGUGAUUCAAGGUGAAGAUCAGUUGUUCUUCAACAAAAUCAUCUCGAGAACCUCUUCUGUUGGCUACUCUUCUCGGAUAUAUUACUACCGGAGCUCUGAAGGGGUACCCUUUAACUGGGAAAUGCAGCCGGGGACGCCAAAGGAACCCCAAAAGGAAGAUAUUGUUCCGCCACCUAGUCCCCCACCUGCUGUUCUGAGCCUGGGGUUACCUAAGCCAUGUAUGAACAUCGAAGAGCCUAAGCCUUCGAUAAGACUAAGGUUCAAGUUUUGGAAGCACGUCAAGAAAAACCACGGAAACAAGAAGCUUCAAGCAGGGCGCAAAGGGGUUCAUUUAGAUAUGACUGAUCAGUCAGGCAAGUACUCGAAUUACGAGAUGUGCAGCUCUGAUGAUGGUGAGUUUAUGGCGUCGCCGCGCAUGUCAAGCUCUUUAUCUUCAUCAUCAUUCUCUUUCUCGAAUGGCCCUUCAUUUGGAUCAUCAAGGUUACCUAGUCCGUCUAGGGACUCAUCACUUGACAGGCAUAAUGGCUGCAGUCCCUUGAAUUUUUCUUCAAUUCUUGUUCGUGUGCUAAGAUCAAGGCGACUUUGAUAUUAUGUGGUUUUAAACUUUGCAUAAACUAUCAGGCUGGAAGUUAAUUUUUGUUGUAUUGCAUUGUAACAUAUUAAAACAUGCAUCCACACCUUCCUAAUUAAACAUUUGUAAUCCAUAUAUAUAUAUAUAUAUAUAUAGUGCACAUUUUUAAGAUUCCUCAACAUGCUUGGUGG